CACCGACUUUUAUUUUGGCGAGUCUUACCGGAAGUGGCGUCCGCAGGGGAAAAAAGGAUGUAAACAAAUCUGUGUGUCAUCAGCUUUUAACCUGCUGUAACAUACCAGUACAUCUGGGAGUUAACUGGAUGCUUCAGGUGGAAACUCGGGAAUGAUGAUGUUGUUGGCGCUGUGAACUGCGGAGGGAGCUGGUGGCGGGCAGUGGCAGAUGGAGAAUGGAGACCUGGGUCACAUGAUGGGGGAGCCAGUGAGUCUGAACGUUGGCGGCUGUGUUUACAGCACGUCACUGUCCGCGCUGAGGCGCUACCCCGACUCCCUGCUGGGCGCCAUGUUUAGAGGAGACCUGCCGACGGUCAAAGAUUCCCGCGGGAACUUCUUCAUCGACCGCGACGGCCCGUUGUUCCGCUACAUUCUAAACUUCUUGCGCUCAUCGGAGCUGACGCUGCCCUGUGGCUUCAAGGAGAUGGCGCUGCUCCGUAAAGAGGCGGACUUCUACCAGAUCGAGCCCUUGAUCCAGUGCCUGGGAGACCCCAAGCCGCUGCUGCCGUAUCCGACCGACACCUACGAGGAAGUGGUGGAGCUGUCCAGCACCAGGAAGCUGUCCAAGUACUCCAACCCGGUCGCAGUCAUCAUCACCCAGCUCACCAUCACCACUAAGGUCCAGUCAGUGUUGGACUCCGUCUCCAGCAGCUUCACCAAGUGGACCAAACACAUGAUGGACAGCAGAGACUUCCAGGUGUCCUUCACGUUUGGACCGUGUGACUACCAGCAGGAGGUCAGCCUUCGGGUCAACCUGCUGGAGUUCAUCUCCAAAGCCGGCUUCGCCAUCAGAAACACUCGGGUUCUUCAUAUGAGCGAACGGGCCAACGAGAACACGGUGGAGCAUCACUGGACCUUCUGCCGGCCGGUUCAUAAACGCGACCACUGAGCGUUUUACAGAACCACUGGGUGGAUCAGAAGCUGAGUCUCUGGUUCUGGACCAGGAACAUGGAGGACAUCUUAGUUUUUGAAAGCGGAGGCCGCUAGGUGGCGCUGUGGGGGGCCUCAGUAGUUUUUGGUUUUUCAGUCCAUUUUUUUUUUUAUUAUUAAAUCUGAGUUUAAAUUUAACUAUUAUUUUUGAUGCUCAUCUUCUGACUAGCUGUUUUGCUUCUCAAGCUACCAGAUUAUGUGUUGCCCAGAAAUAAUCCGGAAAAAAUCACUUUCAUUCAGGUUUGCUCUCAUGAAAUCAGAAAGAAAUUACCAGAUUAUGAAGUUUCUGGACCGUAAAGCAUCUUUUAAAUACCUAAACUAAGAUGUUUAACUUCUGAAAGUACUCACCUCUAGUAUUAAUAUUCUUGGUUUCUUUCAAGUUUUUUAUUGUCCUCGACGGCACCAAGAAGCAGCCCAACCUGGAGUCGGGUUCAGGGAGUAAUUAUCAUUUCCUCAAGUUGGUUGGAAUAAUGUUUUAUCCCUAAUUAAUUAAAUCAUCACUUGAAAAGUG
Molecule: messenger RNA, 1480 nt
Organism: Gambusia affinis (western mosquitofish)
Lineage: Eukaryota; Metazoa; Chordata; Actinopteri; Cyprinodontiformes; Poeciliidae
Gene: kctd6a
Product: potassium channel tetramerization domain containing 6a
Exons: 6
Coding region: 209-928 (239 amino acids)
Biological process (GO): protein homooligomerization
Source: RefSeq, a predicted model, not a curated record